This is a messenger RNA of Siniperca chuatsi (mandarin fish), 3421 nucleotides long. It is a transcript of the gene sec22a, whose product is annotated as SEC22 homolog A, vesicle trafficking protein. The coding region runs from base 165 to 1076 and encodes 303 amino acids. The record is from RefSeq and is a predicted model, not a curated record. The transcript has 7 exons. Lineage: Eukaryota; Metazoa; Chordata; Actinopteri; Centrarchiformes; Sinipercidae. Gene Ontology annotation, biological process: endoplasmic reticulum to Golgi vesicle-mediated transport.
GUCUUUACCCACAAUGCACAGCGAAACAGCCACGUAAACGUAAAGAGUCAUCACCGCUGUCUGUGAUUUAGACGCCUCUGCUCAGUUUAAAAGCAGCACAACAGAUGUCCAUAUGAUGCUACACUCGUUUACCAGGGCUUCAGUGGGAUUGCCAGAGCUGUAAGAUGUCGAUGGUGUUGUUUGCCUCUGUGGUUCGGGUCGGGGAUGGCCUGCCUCUCUCUGCAUCCACUGACUAUGAGCAGGACAAAGAGCUUCAGGAAACCAAGAAACACCUCAAAGGUCUCUCCAAGAAACUCAGCCAGUUCCCUGACCGCUGCACGCUUAAGACUGGACCAUACAAUGUCAAUUUCACAAGCUCACUGGGUGUUGGAUACUUGAUGGUGUGCACCGCAAACUACCCCAACGUGCUGGCCUUCUGCUUCCUGGAUGAGCUACAGAAGGAGUUUAUCGUCACCUAUGACACCAAACGAAUCAGCAGCGCCGUGCGGCCGUACUCCUUUAUUGAAUUUGACACCUUCAUCCAGAAGACCAAACAGCGCUACAACAGCCCACGUUCUCUGUCCACCAAGAUCAACCUGGCUGACAUGCAGACAGAGAUCAAGCUGAGACCGCCCUACCAGCUCUCCCCUGAGGACCUGAGGGCAAUCAAUGGAUUUUCAGUGCACACACCCUCUAAAUACAAGGGCAUAGCUCCCACACAGAUGUUGGAGCCUGUGACCCUACCGGGCAUCGUGUCCUGUGUGCUCAGUGUCCUCUGUGGAGGCCUGAACCUGCUGCGAGGAGUCCACGCUAUAGAGAGCAUACUACAGAAUGACGAUGAAGACUUUAAUUAUGUGAUUGCCUUCUUCCUCGGCACAGCAGCCUGUCUGUAUCAGUGCUACCUGUUUGCCUACUUCUCUGUCUGGAGGAACAGUAAGUCCUUUCUGGCAUUUGCACUCAUCUGUCUGUCCAACAUGUAUCUGUAUGAACUGAGAAACAUGUGGCAGAUCCUCUUCCAUGUGGCGGUGGGGGCCUUCAUGACCCUGCAGAUCAGACUGAGGCAACCGCUGGGAAAAGCGCCAGACUACAACGUCUGACAGAAACUUUAAACACAAAGGACAAACGGACCUUCAGUUGGAUGUCUCGCACACGCCCUGGAAAUGCAGUGGAGAUGGCACUGAUCAGUCUGUGGGCAAAGUGGAAACAAAAGAAAGAAAAACCAAAAUCUUGCAGCACCACAGUAGUCCUGUUCACUACAUCUCAGCACCAGUGGACAGUGACAGAUCUCAGUGUGGACUUUUAGGAAACUCUGCAACCCCAGUCAUUUAUAGAACGUAUUGGAUUGAUUUUUGAGCUGUCUACUCCCCACCAGUGUCUGAUAAAGAUAUUUCCUUUUCCUACUUUCAGUGCAGCCAUAGUUUAGGUCAGAGUCCUGCAUAUGUCUAGUACAAAUACGAUACCUUCCAGUACCAGAGUUCCAGUACCAACACCAAAAUCAUACUUUUUUAAUACCUAACUUAGAGGAAUGUAAUAAUGUUUUUUUCCAUUUAAGAAAUUUAGUUAAACACUCAAAUACAUCAGUGUUUAUUUUUGUAUUAACCCAAAACAAAUGUACUAGAACUUUUCCGAAAAUAAAAUGCUUUCUAAAAUUUGCAAAAUUAUGAUUGAAACCAGGAAAUGUCAGAUCAAAGCGUAAGUAACCAAGACUAAAAUGCAACACACAUUAGCGACAUUAGCCACGUCACAAAGCAUUGCGUCAAUUGACACAACCUCUGGGGCUUAAAAAUGAAGCCAAUGCGAUGUGCCAGAAACAGCAGUUCCUCGAGUGGCCACUUGAGGCUGACUCCAAAAGCGAGUCAAUACCCAUAAGCCCCCAUGUUAAAAUGCUCAAUUUUACAGCAGAAAUAAACGUGUUUACAGCCUGGUACGAAAAAACGAUUUUGUUCUCUAUAGUUAAUUUCCCCCUUCGUGACAACUGUGAGGGGGGGUGAAUUUUUUUGCUGCUAGGUGGUUCAGCAACCAGGACUCAUUUCGCUCACUGAUAAAAUUACUUUAGGAAAGAUGAACAUAAGGCUGCAAGACUGGGCAUUAAUUUAAAUUUCUUGUUCAGUUUUUGUUUUUUCGUCUCUACCAUUGACAACGCCCACAUCCAGUUAAUUUUACGUGUUGUUUUUUUUUUUCUCUACCUGUUACAUGCACUUUUUGCACCUGCGUGUACCUGACCCGGUGCAGGACUCUGAUUUAGGUUUUGGUUUAAAACUAUGCAAUGCUGCCUUGUGUGUAGCCCUCAUUUCAGUUUGGUGUAUUCUGUAUUCAGGAGCCAAUGAUCAUACCUUAUUUUGCAGAUGUUUGUCAUUUUGUAGACAGUUAAUUUUGCUAUUUAUUUAUUGACUGAUUGUUCAGCGACAUGUGGUCAAUGAAGAUUUAAACAGAUUUUAUUAGUUUAAUUUUGUUUUAUGAUUGUUCCAUUUUAUUUUUAACGCAGACUGGCGCCUAGUUGUCACAAAGUAUCUCCUGCUCCAGUAGACACAAACAGCCUGUUAGCAUUCAUACCCUACUUCCUCGCCCACACAGCCUCAAGCAUAUGCCAGUGUCAAGUGACUGUUAAUAAACAGGUCUGCGUUGGCAGCGUAAAGCUGUGUAGCUGUGUCGUCGAGACCAGGGGCAGCCCGUAUCAUCUGAGCAGCCUGUGGCGUGAUUUUCCUCCCACCAAGCCCCACGGUUCAGACAUGGUUGCGUCUGCAACUUAUGAAGACAAAAACUCUCACAAAGUCUCUCACCCUCCGCCUGUGUAAUGGAAAUUAGCACAGUGUUCACAUUUAACAUAAUUACAGUCAGGAGAUGCUACAUUCAUCGUUAUUAGGCAGUGAGAGAUUAGUUCAGGGAAUUAUGGGAAGAUUUCCUGGCUUCCUGCACAUUCCCAACAAACAAUAGCAAACAAACGGAGAGGAGUAGAGAACUCAUGCCUUUAUUGUUCAUUGUUCAUGAGUAACUCAACAGUUGUGCCAAGAUUGUCAAUGUUUUUGUUUGUUUUUUAAUCUCUCUCACUGGAAAAAGUUAAAAGUGAAAAUGAAAAGGAGUGUAGCCACGCAGCUCAACUCCAUUUCCAUCUGGCAUCUGCACUACAGAUCUGUCGGGGGACCGCUGCAACACUUCAGCUUCGUAUGAUUCAUCAUUGGGCUCUCUGAAUGUUCCCUGCUUUUCAACAGCGGUACCACACCUACAUGACCUAAUAGCUCUUUUCACAAUAUGGCUCAGAUUGUUCACAUUGUGUGAGUUUCUCCUUUUCAACAGCAGUUACAUUAGAUGUGUAGUGUGGGUGUGUUGUGUAAAAUAGGAACAGUAAAAUGCAAGGCUUUUUAUACUGGUUUAUCCAAGUAUGGAAAAUGAAUGUGAUCAUUUCCGGGUCUUUAAAUCUUGGGAAUAAACUGCUGAAAACUUA